This is a messenger RNA of Eimeria mitis, 2376 nucleotides long. RefSeq lists its product as uncharacterized. The transcript has 8 exons. The coding region runs from base 1 to 2376 and encodes 791 amino acids. The record is from RefSeq and is a predicted model, not a curated record. Lineage: Eukaryota; Apicomplexa; Conoidasida; Eucoccidiorida; Eimeriidae.
AUGAAACAUAUCUCUUUGGAAACGCUUGUCCACCAGCAGCAGCAGCAGCAGCAGCAGCAGCAGCAGCAGCAGCAGCAGCAGCAGCAGCAGCAGCAGCAGCAGCCAGCUGGUCCAGUGGUCAGUCACCAGAAACUCAGCCGUCUUCUAUUCCAGCAUAACCCUCACUACAAGCAGCAGCAACAACAACAACAACAUCAACAGCAGCAGCAGCAGCCGCAGCCGCAGCCCAAAAGGGAAACGCUUGUACAGCAGCAGCAGCAGCAGCAGCAGCAGCAGCAGCAGCAGCAGCAGCAGCCAGCUGGUCCAGUGGUCAGUUACCAGAAACUCAGCCGUCUUCUAUUCCAGCAUAACCCUCACCACAAGCAGCAGCAACAACAACAACAACAACAUCAACAGCAGCAGCAGCGGCAACACCCCAGGGGCCCAAUGGCCCUGGGGAGACGAUCCCGGCGCCGCGGUGGUUAUUCGCAGCCUCAUGCAGGAGCAGCAGCAGCAGCAGCAGCAGCAGCAGCAAGAGCAGCAUCAUCAGCAUCAGCAACAACUGCAGCAGCAAGUACUGUAGGGAGAGCUGCUGCUACACCCCAGGGGCCCAAUGGCCCUGGGGAGACGAUCCCGGCGCCGCGGUGGUUAUUCGCAGCCUCAUGCAGCAGCAGCAGCAGCAGCAGCAGCAGCAAGAGCAGCAUCAUCAGCAUCAGCAACAACUGCAGCAGCAAGUACUCGGGCACCGCCACAACCGGUCCGUCUAGCAGCCACCAGCGACAGCAGCAGCAUUCUUACACUGCUGCUGCUCCUAUCCCUGCUGCUGCUGCUGUUGCACAAGUAACAGAAGCAGUGAACUCUACAGCUGAAGCAGCAGCAGCAACACCAGCAGCAGCAGCAGAUGCAAAAGCAGCAGCAGCAGCUGCAGCAGCAGCUGCUGCUGCUGCAACGGCGGCAGCAGCAACAGCACCUUCAACUCUCACCACCGCCACAGCAGCAGCAGCAGCAGCAGCAGCAGCAGCAGCAGAGGCUCCCACUCUCACAGCAGCAGCAGCGGCUCCUGCAGCAGCAGCAGCAACAGCACAGUACGAAACUGCUGCAGCAGCAGUACCAACAACAACAGCAGCAGCAGCAACAGCAGCAGCAGCAGCAGCAGCAGCAGCAGCAGCAGUGCAUGCAUCUUCUGCUUCUCUCUCUUCUUCUUUGCCCCCCCCCCAAGGCAGCUCAGAUCUCCCUUCGUCUCCGCUGCAGCAAGCAGCAGCAACAACCAUCUCCCGCAGCAGCAGCAGCAGCAGCAGCAGCAGCAGUAGCAGCAGCAGCAGCAGCAGGGGCGACAGCAACAGCCUAGUCCUAGUAACCCGUCGGAGCGUCCGCAGCAGCAGCAGCAGCAGCAGCAGCAGCAGCACUCCGCCCCCUCCCCCGGGACACCUCGUGACAGCUGCUGCUGCUGCUGUUGCACAAGUAACAGAAGCAGUGAACUCUACAGCUGAACCAGCAGCAGCAACACCAGCAGCAGCAGCAGAUGCAACAGCAGCAGCAGCAGCAGCAGCUGCUGCUGCUGCUGCAGCAACGGCAGCAGCAGCAACAGAACCUUCAACUCUCACCACCGCCACAGCAGCAGCAGCAGCAGCAGCAGAGGCUCCCACUCUCACCGCAGCAGCAGCGGCUCCUGCAGCAGCAGCAGCAACAGCACAGUACGAAACUGCUGCAGCAGCAGUAGCAACAACAACAGCAACAGCAGCAACAGCAGCAGCAGCAGCAGCAGUGCAUGCACCUUCUGCUUCUCUCUCUUCUUCUUUGCCCCCCCCCCAAGGCAGCUCAGAUAUCCUUUCGUCUCCGCUGCAGCAAGCAGCAGCAACAACCAUCUCCCGCAGCAGCAGCAGCAGCAUCAGCAGCAGCAGCAGUAGCAGCAGCAGCAGCAGCAGCAGCAGCAGCAGCAGCAGCAGGGGCGACAGCAACAGCCUAGUCUUAGUAACCCGUCGGAGCGUCCGCAGCAGCAGCAGCAGCAGCACCCCGCCCCCUCCCCCUCCCAACCCGAGCAACCGCAGCAACCGCAGCAACGGCAGCAACCCCAGCAGCAGCAGCAGCAGCAGCAGCAGCAGCAGCAGCAGCAGCAGCAGGAGCAUGCUGUGUUGCAUGCAGCCAUACUUGCUGCUGUUGCACGCAUGCAGCAGCAGCAGCAGCAGCAGCAGCAGCAGCAGCAGCAGCAGAAGCGGCAGCAGGGGGGAGAGGGGAGAGAGAGAGAAACGGAGAAAGAGAGAGAGCGAGAUGAGUUGCUGCUGCAGCAUCGACUGUCUCCUUUCAGCAGCACAGCAGCAACAGCAACAGCAGCAGCAGCAGCAGCAGCAGCAGCAGCAGGAGCAGCAGCAGGAGCAGCAGCAGGAGAAAGAUAUAUAA